Bacidia gigantensis is the source of this 381-nucleotide messenger RNA. RefSeq lists its product as uncharacterized. Gene Ontology annotation, biological process: ribosomal large subunit biogenesis. The transcript has 2 exons. Bases 1 to 381 code for a protein of 126 amino acids. Gene Ontology annotation, cellular component: nucleolus. The record is from RefSeq and is a predicted model, not a curated record. NCBI's taxonomy places the organism in Eukaryota, Fungi, Ascomycota, Lecanoromycetes, Lecanorales, Ramalinaceae.
AUGAAGGUAAUAUCAAGCAAGGAGGAGGAAAGGAGGGCGAGGAACCCGUUAGGCGAUCCGUUGAAUGAUUUGUCGGACGAGAACGAGUAUGGCGACGAUGGUAGUGACGGUAGUGAAGAUGAGGAAGGGGAGAGAGGAUUUGUAAGAGAAAAGGGCAUUGUGCCACAAUUGGAAGAAGCAAGUAAAGCUGUGAAGCGGAAGAGACCGCGGAAACAAAGCGAGCGCGAGAGGGACUGGAUCAAGAGCUUAGUCGACAGAUGGGGAGACGAUCUCGAAGCGAUGGCAAAGGACAGUAGACUGAAUCCUAUGCAGCAGAGUAAAGGGGAUCUGAAGAGGCGGAUGUUGGAAUACCAGAAGCAUAUUAAGAGUGCGGAAGCAUAG